Molecule: messenger RNA, 3210 nt
Organism: Athalia rosae (coleseed sawfly)
Lineage: Eukaryota; Metazoa; Arthropoda; Insecta; Hymenoptera; Athaliidae
Product: mitochondrial genome maintenance exonuclease 1-like
Exons: 4
Coding region: 1592-2854 (420 amino acids)
Biological process (GO): mitochondrial DNA replication
Cellular component (GO): mitochondrion
Molecular function (GO): single-stranded DNA exodeoxyribonuclease activity
Source: RefSeq, a predicted model, not a curated record
CGGUACAAUCGAUAUGGUUGUCAACUGUGUAUAGGUAUUCGCGUACACAUUGCGACUGUUACAACUCGUACAAAACCGUCACACGCAGCUCUCAGCAUGGACCAGUUUUAUUUCGUAAAGGAAACACGACAGUCCAUUAAACAUGCUGCGAUUAUCUUGCAACGCUCCCAAUAUGGUUUCGUGUACGUAACGUUCGUAGAAAAUGUUCGGGUAGCGCGGAUUUUGCUCAAUUUCAAGACCUCCACGGAUCUCUUGGCCUUCGUGAAACUAUUUGUUAUUGACCUAUCAAUGAAAUAAUGGCUUUUUUUUUCUCUUUUACGCCCACCUUUUUUUGCUGCCGGCGCUCUGACACUACGUGGGGCGAUCAAUUACUUAUGAAUAUCAUGCAGGUUUUAUUUUAUGAUUAUUUUUUUUCCUUGUGUCUGACCGUUUCAGGUCGAAUCGUUCAACGUUUUCAAACAGAUUAUUUGAUUAUUUUAGGUACUAAUAAUCUACCGUUGAAAUAUAAUCGUUGUAAUAAUUUACGUCUAUUUCUGGGAGCGCGCUCUAAGUCACUCCACACCAUUGAAUGGUUCCGGAAGUUGAGCUAUAAUUUUAAACCGUGACGAUCUAGAUUCACGCGCAAGGCUACUUAUGAUUGUAUACAGAGAGAAAAAGCAUUUAUAAAGAUUCAAUUCGUGAAAAGUAUCACGAUUAUUUUAAGGGUUCCAAACGUUUACACAAAUAAUUUCAUUUUGGAUGUAAUUUGCUUUAGUUCGUGUACAUGCCAUUUAUAACAUUUGGUAGUUACGGUUUCGAAAAGAUUCAGAUUUUUGCUUGGCGAUCAUAGUUUCAAGUAGUCGUCAUUACCAGGAUAGUUAAUCGGUCUAGCAGAAGAGAUUAUCUGAUGGAAACCAGGAGAAUUUCAAUCAAUCAGUCAUCAUUAAUUACACUAUUUGCUAUUUUGCAUUUGUGUCUAUCAGAGCCUAUCCUUAUCACUGUAUGUCGAAAUUGUCAUCUAAACGGUUUUCAUUCAGAACAAUUUGAUUGAAUAGGCGUAUUAAUUUUUCGAAAUCUGGCUCAUUAUCAUUUUACUAAUCAUAAUCAAUUCUAUCUCAGAUUCAAUUCAUCCAUCCUAUUUGAGUUUGUGAUUCAAUUCAAUUUUAUUUCAUCACAUUAAUUAAAUCAUUGCCUUGCUGUCCAAAAGUUUACUGAUUAAGUAACUGUAGUUGCAAACACAUUUGCCAGUUACUCAAUGGUUGACUGAAGUUCAAAAUCUGGUUUACGGUAUAAAGUUGGUUCAAAUUUUCCCUCGUCAAUUGCGAGCUACUAGUCGUUAUAUCGAAACACAAUCUCGAAGUCUCGCAUAUGUUCUGUUUGGUUUCAUUCGGCAUCAGCUGAUCAGUCAUGCUUGAUGCUUAAGUGAUGUUUUGAUUGUGCUGUUUUUGAAAUUCUAACAGUGUUAGCAAUGUUUUGCAAGUAGUAAUUGUGCUGUUUGUGCGGAAAAUAUUAAUUUAUAGUAACAGUUGAUAACGCUGGCGUGAAAUGUGCCUUUCAAUUGCAUUACGAGUUUUGAGUUGAAAAGUGGUAAGAGGUUAUAACACUGUAGAAAAUGCAGGCUGUCUUUAAUUUUGGGAAAGGAAAAUGCAUUAGGGUCAUGCAUUCUACUCUACCGUUGACAAUUCGCUCAAAAAUGACGAAAGCAGAAGUAAUUCAUCAGCUUCACAAAGAUAAUAAGGCGUUAUUCGGUGGACUCCUCGAAAAAAGAAAAGAAAGAUUAGCGAGAGAAAAACGUGAGAAAAAAGCAAAGUUCAAAAGUCUCUUAACCAUAGAUGCAACUCACAAGAAAACUGAAAUCACUCCCAAGCCACAAACCGACUCGGAAUUUUAUUGGAUGUGUCAACAGAAUUCAAAAAUCAGACGAAUAGUAACUGCAAAAAAAAUUUCGCCCGAAAAUCAAAUUUUGGACAAAGUGGAAAAGACAAUAAAUGAGUCAGUCGAAAACCCUGUUGAUAUUUCCAAUGUUCCAAGUCCAAGGAAAGAAAUUGAAAAUGUUGAACUUCAAAAUAGUUCCAAUGACAAAAAACAGGUAAGGAAGUUAGACCUACCCUCGGACAUACUGAUCAACAAGAUGACUUCGUUCUCAUAUUUGGAUGGCACUAAAGCUGUGCAAAAUAUUCUAGAUGUGAGUGAGCCAAUUUCAAUAUCUCCGUAUAGCGAUAAAAGCAAAUUGGCAAUACCUAGCGUUACUAGAAUAUUGAACCAGACAAUGUCAGAUGCUUCUAAAUUGAAUUUAGAACUAUGGAAGAAAAGGAUGAUCCUUGAACUAGGAGAAGAAGGAUUUCAGAAAUACAGCAAAGAAUUACUUCUCUAUGGAAAGCAGUUUCAUUCGAGUAUUCAGAAUCACCUGACGCAACAGCCCUUUGAGGUUCCAACAAUGGUUGAAAAGUCUUGGCAAAGUGUUCAGCAUGUUUUGAAAGACAUUAGUGGAGUUCAAGCAAUUGAAAGCCAUGUUAUACACCCAAAAUUACAUUAUAGAGGAGUUGUCGACUGUGUAGCAACAUACAGAGGAACUUUGUGCGUUGUUGACUGGAAAAAAUCAGAUAAAUUAAAAUCCUCCAUAGAAAAUACUUUCGAUGCUCCUAUACAGGUGGCAUCCUAUAUCGGAGCGCUAAACUCCGACAGCAAUUACAACUUCCAGAUUCAGCAUGGUUUGGUAGUGGUUGGUUACACCAAUGGGGACCCAGCGUCGGUCCAUGAGAUAAGUCCAGCUUCAUUGAAUAAAUACUGGAAACUAUGGCUACAAAGGUUGCAGCAAUACUAUGUUGAAUUGCGGAAAGGUAAUGAAAAUCAAAUCACUGAAAAAGUGCAGUGAAAUCUAUAAUUCCAUCACAAAUGACGACCAAGUGCUGAUCGAGUCCAAGUCAGAACUCAAGAUAGGAAAUGCUGUUGUAAGUAACCUUUAUUGGCAAUCUCUAGUUAGAUAAAAAAUAGGAAUAUUUUCUUAAACGAUAUAUCCAUGAUCACGGCAUACAUAUUUUGGGAAUUCAACUCUAAGAAUAUUUAUCAAUGUACGGCUAUGUUGAAUGCACUGGUUACUGUAAAAAAUUCUCGUAUAAUAUGAAUUCAUACGAAGUAACAAAUGUCUGUAAUUAGGAUCCACAUUGCCUCAAUUUUGGGCAGCUGCGGAUAAACAUGUAACAUAAUAAAACGUUUGGAGUGUUUCGAAAA